AUGAACCGUCAUCCACCGUCCAAUUACGGGGAUGAGCCUCCCGCGUACUUGGAUGAGACGUCCUCAUUCUUAUCCGACGUCGAAUCUCCCUCAGCCGCGUCUCGCAAUGGGCCGACCAUGCGCCUGCUGCCAACCACCGGCAACGAAAGCGAUCUGAGUGGUACCAGUGCUCCUUCUUCCUAUCAACCAUCCUCCUACCAGCCAUCCUCCUACCAAUCAGACUAUAAUGAGACUACUCCGACCGGCCAGGCGCCUCAAUAUGAUGAUCGAUUCUAUCAGGUUCCCAGCGCGGUUUCUCCUACACGCCAAACUUCCAGUGUGGGCACCAUCCCGAAUAUGCCUCUUCCCGCUGGUAGUUUAGCAGACACCUCUGUUUACCCGUCUAUUCCCCCGCGAACGGGGUCUCCUACUCGGCCUUGGAGCCCGGGACACAUUCGCCCUCCGUCCGUGUCGAGUGUCGGCUAUGAACGGGCCGACCUCAAUGGUAGCCCGCGACCUGGUACUCCUAGCUCAAGAUAUGGCGGAAGUCCUCGACGACCCUUGCCUCCGGCUCCUCUGUUCUCGGGCCCUGCCCCUUCCAUGGGUGCCGAUACCAGCAUUGAUAUUGGAGACGGGGUUGUUGGCGAAGACCCAUUCGGUGGUGGUGGCCAGACCAUCAACCACGGAUCUCGCGCCAGCGUGCGCUCGUUUAUGAGCGAGUCGACCGUCAUGGGCGACGAAAAAGACGAGAUGUCCAAAGUCGAUCUGGAUCAAGACGACGAUGAAGCCAGCAUGAUCGAUCCCAACCUUCACUACGGUCCCGCGCCUGACAAGCAGGGACGCCGAGGCGUUCGCGACACCCAGAUGGUCAAGAAAGAAGUUCAAUUGAUCAACGGCGAGCUUAUCCUUGAGUGCAAGAUCCCGACCAUUCUACACAGUUUCCUGCCUCGUCGCGAUGACCGCGAAUUCACCCAUAUGCGAUACACGGCCGUGACGUCUGACCCGGAUGAAUUUACCGAGCGAGGAUACAAGCUUCGCCAGCAGAUUGGUAGUACGACACGCGAGACCGAGCUGUUUGUCUGUAUUACCAUGUACAACGAAGACGAGAUCGGCUUCACCCGUACCAUGCACGGUGUCAUGCGGAACAUCAGCCAUUUUUGCCAGCGCACUAAAUCUCGUACCUGGGGCAAGGAUGGCUGGAAGAAAAUUGUUGUUUGCAUUAUCGCCGAUGGUCGUAAAAAGAUUCACCCGCGAACCCUGAAUGCUCUCGCGGCCCUGGGCGUUUACCAAGAGGGCAUUGCCAAGAACGUUGUCAACCAGAAGCCCGUCACCGCACACGUCUAUGAGUACACUACCCAGGUGUCGCUUGACUCGGACCUCAAGUUCAAGGGUGCUGAGAAGGGCAUUGUGCCCUGUCAGGUCAUCUUUUGUUUAAAGGAGCAGAACCAGAAGAAGCUCAACUCUCACCGUUGGUUCUUCAAUGCCUUUGGUCGUGCCCUGCAGCCCAACAUUUGUAUUCUGCUUGAUGUUGGUACCAAACCCGAGCCAGAUGCUUUGUAUCACCUGUGGAAGGCAUUUGAUCAAGACUCCAAUGUUGCCGGUGCAGCCGGCGAGAUUAAAGCCGGGAAAGGAAAACACUGGCUUGGUCUCUUCAACCCGCUCGUUGCCAGUCAGAACUUCGAGUACAAGAUGUCUAACAUUCUUGACAAACCUCUGGAGUCGGUCUUCGGUUACAUUACUGUGUUGCCUGGUGCUCUGAGUGCCUACCGUUUCUUCGCAUUGCAGAACGAUGCUGACGGUCACGGUCCACUGAACCAGUACUUCAAGGGUGAGACUUUGCACGGUCAGGAUGCCGAUGUCUUUACUGCCAACAUGUACCUGGCCGAGGAUCGUAUUCUUUGCUGGGAGUUGGUGGCCAAACGAGAAGAAAGAUGGGUCUUGAAAUUUGUCAAGAGCGCGGUUGGGGAGACUGAUGUGCCCGACACUGUGCCCGAGUUCAUUUCGCAACGUCGUCGUUGGCUGAACGGUGCCUUCUUCGCUGCCGUGUAUUCCAUGUUCAACGCCAAGCAGAUCUGGAAGACAGACCACACUUUCGCUCGCAAGAUUCUCUUGCAUAUCGAGUUCGUGUACCAGACCCUCAACCUGCUAUUCACUUAUUUCGGUCUCGCCAACUUCUACCUCGCUUUCUACUUCAUUGCUGGUUCCCUUACCGACGAAAAACUUGAUCCAUUCGGCCACAACAUGGGCAAGUACAUCUUCAUCGUCCUCCGUUACGCUGUUGUUUUGGUUAUGUGUUUGCAAUUCGUCAUCUCCCUCGGUAAUCGACCUCAGGGUGCCAAAAACCUCUACCUCGCCGGCAUCAUAGUCUACGCCAUCGUCAUGUUCUACACCGUCUUCUGUGCCCUCUACCUCGUCGUGAUAGAACUCAUGUCCCGCGCCGGCGUAGGCGACUCCGACCUUGACGUCUCCAGCUCCCUAAUGAUGAACAUUGUCCUCUCCAUGCUGUCAACGGUUGGCCUUUACUUCUACAUCUCCUUCCUGUACCUCGACCCCUGGCACAUGUUCACCUCAUCCAUCCAAUACUUCCUCCUCAUGCCGUCCUACGUCUGCAUCCUCCAAGUCUACGCCUUCUGCAACCUCCACGACGUAACCUGGGGCACAAAGGGAGACAACGUCCUCAACACAGAUCUCGGUACCGCAAAAGUCGUCAAUGGCACAACAGUCCUGCUUGAAAUGCCCUCUGAACAACUCGACAUCGAUUCAGGCUACGACGCUGCCCUCCGCAACCUCCGUGAUCGCCUCGAGGUUCCUGAACCCCUUGUCUCCGAAUCCCAACUGCAAGAAGACUAUUAUCGCGCCGUGCGCACGUACAUGGUUUCCAUCUGGAUGGUAGCCAACGUCAUUCUCGGCAUGGCUGUUUCAGAAAUCUAUGGUAUUGAUUCAGGUGGUACGAACAUCUACCUCGCCAUCAUCCUCUGGUCUGUUGCUGUCCUCGCUGCUAUUCGUGCGAUUGGAUCAACGACAUACGCCAUCCUGAAUCUGAUCCACAAGAUCGUUGAAGGAAAGACCAAGUUCGAUGCCGGCAAUAUGACUAACUUCGCACCUUCAUCUUUCGGUGGAAGUUCCACGGGUACCUCGUCCGAAGGAGGUGGUUCUUCAAAACCGAUUCGGUAUUCCGGGAAACCCUCCAUUAAGGACCGCAUUACCGAGGCAAGAUGGGCUGCCAGUAGGACUGUGGGGAAGGCUAUGUUCUGGCGCAAAUAG
Molecule: messenger RNA, 3243 nt
Organism: Penicillium atrosanguineum
Lineage: Eukaryota; Fungi; Ascomycota; Eurotiomycetes; Eurotiales; Aspergillaceae
Gene: chsB
Product: chitin synthase class II
Exons: 3
Coding region: 1-3243 (1080 amino acids)
Cellular component (GO): cell septum; cell periphery
Molecular function (GO): chitin synthase activity
Source: RefSeq, a predicted model, not a curated record